Molecule: messenger RNA, 1128 nt
Organism: Drosophila teissieri
Lineage: Eukaryota; Metazoa; Arthropoda; Insecta; Diptera; Drosophilidae
Gene: Gnpnat
Product: probable glucosamine 6-phosphate N-acetyltransferase
Exons: 6
Coding region: 312-977 (221 amino acids)
Biological process (GO): UDP-N-acetylglucosamine biosynthetic process
Cellular component (GO): endoplasmic reticulum; Golgi apparatus; endoplasmic reticulum-Golgi intermediate compartment
Molecular function (GO): glucosamine 6-phosphate N-acetyltransferase activity; monosaccharide binding
Source: RefSeq, a predicted model, not a curated record
CUUGGCAAUCAGCUGUUUAAAUGUUUACAUUCACAUUGCCGAAUCUUCAGGGUCAUUUUGGCGUUGAAACUGCAGCUUUUGUGCCUUUUCCACGGGUUUUUAGCCUCUCUUGACUGCCAAUUAGCGCUUGGCUUUCUGUAUUUCAACGUGAAUCGUGUGCGGCUUGUGUUUUGCGCUCAGUCUGCUCCGAAACUUCGACCGAUAAAAGCGGCCGGGAAAACUUCCGCUUCAUUUUGUUAGAUUCGUCGCGGGAGAUUGGGAAAGAGUGCUAACUGGUGCUUCACUAUCAUUAUCAGACAUUAGAUAAAAUCAUGGAGGAGACAUAUCUGUACGAUCCCAAUUUGCUGUUGAAACUGGACUUUCAUCGCAGUCCCGCCAAUUUCAAGCCCUUCAUAUCGGCGGCUAAUCCCGGCGAGCCCUGGAUGAAAGUGCGUCCUCUCAAGGACACCGACUACGAUCGUGGAUUCCUGCAGCUGCUCUCCCAACUCACCCAUGUGGGCAAUGUGAAUCGCACACAGUUCUUGACCCGCUUCUCGCAGAUGAAAGCCAGCGGGGAUUACUUUGUCACUGUCAUUGAGGACACUCGCAAGAAUGAGAUUAUUGGUGCGGCAUCCUUGGUGAUAGAGCGCAAGUUCAUCCAUAACUGUGCUGUGCGUGGUCGUCUAGAGGAUGUGGUGGUAAAUGACACGUAUCGCGGCAAGCAACUGGGAAAACUGAUCGUGGUCACCGUAUCGCUGCUAGCCGAGGAACUGGGCUGCUACAAAAUGUCGCUGGACUGCAAGGACAAGCUGAUCAAGUUCUACGAGUCGCUCGGCUACGUAGCCAUUCCCGGAAACUCCAAUUCCAUGACCAUUCGCUACGAUGAGGGCCCAACGCUCAAGCGGAAUGCUACCUCAGCCGGCUCCAGUGGAACAGUGGGCGACUCCUGCCAAACUAACUCUCAAUUUUAUAACUUUUUCUCCCCUUUCUGCUACUGAAUGUGCGGCUCAACUCUCAACUGCAAGGUGGUUGUAAUAUUACCUUUUAAGAGCACCUUCAUCAAGUAGCCCUAACAUUGAAACACUCGCAUAAAUACACUGUUAUUAACACUAAUCAACAAACGCGAUUAAAGCCCAAUACGAAUCUGUC